AUGAGCCAGGAGUAUGCCAACGGAAAGGGCAAAGCCCCUGCGCCGCAGGACGCUGAGCCCGACGCGAAAGACACCGCUCGCCACCCCAACGAUACAAAGUUCAUGACGGUCGGCAACGGCGCCGCCUCGGAACAUGCGGCGCGCCUGCAGCACUUGAUAGAUGUUGAUUCUGGAUAUGGUGGAAGUAUUGCGGGGGAUGAGCAGACCGCCAUGACGGGCGCAAACUGGGACGCGCCGAUGCAUCACGAGCGACAGUCGGGAGUCGUCCAUCAAAUCUGGUACAACCGCCAGCGCACCGCCCUUGGCCGCUCGAUAAACAAGGUCCUGGAGCUCUUGAAUACUCUCCAGGACAUGAACACAUCAUGGCCUGCACACUACCCCUCUGUACAGCGUUCCGACCUCGAAGCCAAUGCUACUCGACCAGGCCUGCAGCGCAUCAGCACCAUGGCCCCCGAUGCCGCCAGUGCAGCUUCUUCGUCGCGAGCGCCGCCCCCAGCCCUCCGACGUGCCAUGACGUCUCUCCAAGACAGCGCCGCUGAAUCGAGCAAUGCUGCCGAGCGCAGAGCAACACCCGAACCACGACUAGUCUCACCGCAAAUCGCACAGGAAUUCUCGAUUCUCAAACUCGACCUGCAACUCGGCUCGCUGCACCACACUGAGCUUGUGCACUCGCUGGAGAAGCACUCCAUCGCCUCUCUCCUCGAUGGCAAGAUUAGGUCCAGCAUCAAACACCUUGUUUCCCUCCGAGAACGUAUCGAAGACACGACAAGCAAAGUGCUCAUUACAGGAGACUUGAACGCGGGCAAGUCGACUUUCUGCAAUGCUCUCCUUCGCCGAAAGCUGCUACCUGAAGACCAGCAGCCCUGCACCGCUAUAUUCUGCGAAGUACUCGACGCAAGGGAAAAUGCUGGCCUGGAAGAAGUCCACGCCGUUCACAAGGACGCCAUUUACGACCGAAACGACGAGAGCACUUACGACGUAUUCACCCUAGUGGAUCUCGAAAAGAUUGUCCACGAUAACGAUACAUAUACACAAUGCAAGAUUUUCAUCAAGGACAGCAGAACAAUCGACGAAUCCUUGCUAAACAAUGGUGUUGUCGAUAUCGCCCUCAUCGACGCACCAGGUCUCAACUCUGACAACACAAAGACCACUGCCAUCUUCAGCAGACAAGAGGAAAUCGACGUGGUCGUCUUCGUUGUCUCGGCGGCCAACCACUUCACGCAGUCUGCUACGGACUUCAUCAGAACAGCUGCCGCUGAAAAAGCCUACAUUUUCAUGGUCGUCAACGGUUACGACAAUAUCAGAGACAAGGAGCGCUGCCAAAAGAUGAUUCUGGAUCAAGUUGGCAGGCUAAGCCCUCGUACGCGCAAGGACGCUGAUGAACUGGUCCACUUUGUGUCUAGUAACGCCGUUCCCGUUGGGCCAUCGCCUCCAGGAGGCCCGGGCGGAAGCGGUAGCUCCAGUGGCGGCGGCGGAGAUGACCCUGACGAUGGCGGCAAGGGCAAGGGCAAAGACGUGGACAAGAUUCGGGACUUUGAGGCCCUCGAACAGUCGCUCCGCAGAUUUGUCCUUGAGAAGCGCGCGAGGUCCAAGCUGGCGCCCGCCAAGACCUAUCUCGUCAACAUUCUCAACGACGUCAACACUCUUGCUAGCGUCAACGAAGAAGUCGCCCGCGCCGAGAUUGAUCGUGUUGCUCGUGAGCUCAGAGAACUGGAGCCCCAGCUAGAAUCGAGCAAAAAGGCAAGAGGUGAAGUUGAUGAUCAGGUCACCACCAGCAUUGAAAUCACAUGCAAAGAGGUUUACGACGAGACUCGCUCACAGCUCAAUACAGCCAUUACGGAAUCUGGUAAAACCAAGUACGACAUUCCUUACCCCGGUCUGUUUGGUGCCUUUUCAUACGCAGACGAUCUGAAGGAGGCCAUGCUGUCGCAAAUCUCAGAGGCUGUCGACAUUUGCGAGGAUCGCGCCAGACAAAGGACGCUACGCGGAGUCAACACGAUCAAGCAACUGGGCUUGCUGCACAUCGGCGAUGAAUUCCAAAAUCUGCACUUCAAGCCUGACGUCAUGUUCCGCCGCAAGCGUGAUGCUCUUGCGCGCAACGUUCACAUUCCUACCGAGCUUUGGGACUUUUUCGAUUGGUCGACCAUCUUGCACAAGCAGGAGAAACUUGCCAGCACCAGUAUGGCUCUCACAGUUGCCGGUGCCGUGGUACCGCGCAUGAUUGGUAUGGGCAACUGGAUGGACCAAGCUCUCACAGCAAGCAAAGUCCUCGGCAACGACAAUCUGCGUCAGCUGAUUUUGCCCGGCAUCGUCGUCGCUGCCGUGGCCGCAUCUGCGUACGUUCUCCAGCAGAUCCCCAACUCGCUGCCUCCUCGCCUCGCCACCAAGAUCACACAGCAGCUGGCUGACAUGGACUAUGUCCAUGGCAACUCGGCCCGCAUUGCCUCGUCUGUUCGCAAGGUCCUUCGCUUCCCAGCCGACAAUCUGCGCGUGCGCCUCGAGGAGAGUGUCAAGGAUCUUGGCAACCGUCGCGACGAGACGGUCAAGGUACGAGCCGAGAGCGAGCGCGCAGCCAACUUCUUUGGUGAUCUUGCGCUGAAGAGCGAGAUGGAGCGCAGCAAGGUCAACGACGUCGACCUCGAGGCACCACCGCAAGGCAUGCACUAA
Akanthomyces muscarius is the source of this 2667-nucleotide messenger RNA. RefSeq lists its product as uncharacterized. Gene Ontology annotation, molecular function: GTP binding; GTPase activity. Gene Ontology annotation, biological process: mitochondrial fusion. Bases 1 to 2667 code for a protein of 888 amino acids. Gene Ontology annotation, cellular component: mitochondrial outer membrane. The record is from RefSeq and is a predicted model, not a curated record. NCBI's taxonomy places the organism in Eukaryota, Fungi, Ascomycota, Sordariomycetes, Hypocreales, Cordycipitaceae. The transcript has a single exon.